AUGUUUCUUGAAACCGCCGAUGUCCUCGUUGAGAAUUACGUUGAACUGUUCUGGUACCUCUUACAAGACCACCAGAAGGAGACAAGAAAUCUUCCACGCGUUGACUCCGCGUCCAAUGUCAAGGUCCUUUCGAAUUCCAGCUCGUUAAAGAUUCCAGUCAGGCGUCUCUCCAAAAUCAGCGUCGAGAAGCCGUCAAGCCCAACACCGGUCGAGCCGAACCCGACCGCUCCUCCUCUCUUUGCAUUAACCAUCGGCAUCAACAAGUACAACUGUCCUGAAUUCACUGUUCUCAGCGGAGCAGUAAACGACGCUGACUCAGUCGAAGAAUACCUAAAAGAGGACCUAUCCGUGCCUCCCUCACAUAUUAGGAGUCUACGCGAUGAAGCCGCCACAAGAGCCGCUAUAAUCCAGGGAUUCAUGGACCUCCGGAGUGAUGAGCGGAUUAAACGCGGAGACCCGAUUCUUCUUUUUUAUGCGGGACAUGGUGCGGAGACCGAUGUCAACGGCGGGAAGGGGAAGGAGGGAGAGAAAAUACAGAUGAUCGUUCCUUGCGAUUAUGGCGAGGGGGAGGAUGGCGUUGAUGGGAUACCGGAUCGGACGAUUAAUGCGUUGCUUGAGGGACUCGCUAGGGAGAAGGGAGAUAAUAUUACCGUGAUUUUCGACUGCUGUCAUUCCGGUUCUGGUACGCGCAAAGGGGCGCCGGAGGACCACACCCGUGUCAACCGAUCUGCAACACUUAUGAAGGAUGUGCCCUCUCAUCUCGACAACGACAUACUGGCAGGUGCCCGCGGCGGUCGACUGUCCAAAGGGUUCCUACAAAAAGGAUUAAGAUCUCACGUCCUUAUGGCCGCCUGUGGCCAAGCACAGCAAGCUGUCGAUGAUCGCAUUCAUAAACGCGGUGUUUUUACUCAUGCGUUGGUUACUGCGCUAAAAACUAUCGGGGCGGAUAGAUUAACGUAUACUGAGGUGUUGCAGCGCAUGGAACGUCUUCCAAUGCAAGACCCGCAGUGCGAGGGGUUUCACCAGGACCGUAUAUUCUUUCAUUCGAAAGCCCCUAGUGCUGGUCGAGUCUUCUACAAUGUCCACCUCGACGAAAAAGGUUCUGUAAUCAUCGAAGCUGGGAGCGCACAUGGAAUCACAUCAGGCACAGAAUUUGCGAUUCACAGCAGCCAAGACUUCAAAGACGACUCACUCCUCGGAACUCUUGUAGUCACUGAAGUAGAGCCUUUCUCUUGCUCUGCACGGUUUCCUCUUGGUACUGACAAAAAUAAUCUUCUGGAGAAGGGACCAGCGUUCGCGCUGGAGACCAAGGCUGGCAAACAAGCUGAUUUUCGGAUCCACGUUCCUCUAGACAAGGCGUUCCUUUGUGUUUUCGACGCCAUCGCGCUGGAGAUGAAAUAUAUCGAUCCUGAGCACGGAAAAAUAGUGGUUGUGGAGAAAAAACAAAAUCCUGACUUAGAAGUUGCCCUGGAAGGCGGGGGAAUCGUUUUCAACAUCCUAGAUCACCGCAUCACGCGGUACGGCUUGACGCGCAUGCCGUAUUCCGUUGCUGCCGACGUUCAGGAGGUAUACCCCGUCAUGCGAGCAGCAGCGCAUUAUUACUGGCAUCUCAAUCGUACGAGCUUGAUACCGGCUUUGGAAGGACAACUUCAUGUUGAGUUUACGAGGCUGGAGAAGGCGAGCGUCGAUAUUAAUUUCCAGCCCGUUCUUGGUCCCACUGGACCGAACCUCAAUCUCUUUGGCGUCAUUGACCUCGUCGCGGACGGGCGUUUCAAGUACGGAAUGAAGAUCACCAAUGAUUCCCCUUUCGAUCUCUAUCCUUCAAUAUUUCUGUUUGACAACAGCGAUUUUUCUAUCGAUCCAUAUUAUUUGCCCUCGACCUCGGGACAACGUCUCGACGCACCACUUCCCAAGCGAGGGGGUUCUCUCACUGUUGGCUAUGGCUCUGGCGGCGCUGCUCCUUUCACUUUCCAAGUCCGCGAUAAUCAGAAUGUGGAUGUCGGGUUUUUCAAGUUUUUCCUGACAACUCAGCCCGUUAGGUACAAUAACGUGCCGCAGCCAUCUCCAUUCGCUUCCAAGCGGGGUAUGGUCACGUCACGUCGUGAGACAUUAUCUAUUUUCGCUACAAUGACCCUACCCGUGGUGCAAAGGAGGAAACUUUCCACUUUUGACCGGGGAAUCCAUAACAAGGAAGUCCUCCCCUCCUCCUUCCCGUCUUAUCCUUCCUUCCAUGGGGGCGCUGUUGCUCCUGCGCGAAUUCCAGACAUCAAUCAUGCAUCAUGGUUGCCAUGA
Molecule: messenger RNA, 2292 nt
Organism: Laccaria bicolor S238N-H82
Lineage: Eukaryota; Fungi; Basidiomycota; Agaricomycetes; Agaricales; Hydnangiaceae
Exons: 9
Coding region: 1-2292 (763 amino acids)
Biological process (GO): proteolysis
Molecular function (GO): cysteine-type endopeptidase activity
Source: RefSeq, a predicted model, not a curated record